Nicotiana tabacum (common tobacco) is the source of this 3323-nucleotide messenger RNA. Its product is annotated as phosphatidate phosphatase PAH1. Gene Ontology annotation, molecular function: phosphatidate phosphatase activity. Gene Ontology annotation, biological process: lipid metabolic process. The record is from RefSeq and is a predicted model, not a curated record. NCBI's taxonomy places the organism in Eukaryota, Viridiplantae, Streptophyta, Magnoliopsida, Solanales, Solanaceae.
UUUGGGCAAGUUGGAAGGAAUUUAUUGACUCUGGCUGUGUCUGUUAUCCAAAAUUCAUUUAAUUCUUCAUUAUCCCCUUUUGUUCCAGAAUUUAUUUUUGCUGUAUUUAACAAAUAUUUUAUAUUAGAAAAAUCAACAGAAGUCACCUACUUUCUAGAGAGAGGAAAAUCAAAGAAAAAAAGAAGAUACCCUCAUAAUAUUCCUGCUCUGAGAUUAACUUUCAUUUUGAUCCAUCGAUCGUUGGAGCUUCCAAGAUUUUCAAGAAUACACCUUUUUUCUAUCUGUAUUCUUGAUUGGUAAUCUGUGGGAUCAAUUCAAUUGGAUCAUUCUGAAGCUGUUUGGUUUUGACAGUUUCUUAGAUUGUAGUAUAACAUUUAGGUUUUGGUUAAAUUGUUGAUUAUUCUGUAUUUUUGGGGGAAUAUAAGUCUAUUGGUAGUUGAACAGAUGAAUGUUGUAGGUAAAGUUAGUAGCUUUAUAACACAGGGUGUAUACUCAGUUGCCACCCCAUUUCACCCUUUUGGUGGAGCAGUUGAUAUAAUUGUGGUGAAACAGCAUGAUGGGACUUUUAGGAGCACGCCUUGGUACGUUCGAUUUGGUAAGUUUCAGGGUGUUCUUAAGGGGGCAGAAAAGGUAGUUAGAAUAGAAGUUAAUGGCAAAGAAGCCAAUUUUCACAUGUAUCUUGAUAACUCCGGUGAAGCUUAUUUUAUCAAAGAGGUCACCGGAGACAAUGAGAAUGAGGAAAAUGGUGGCUUCAAGGAGUCCGAUAGCCUGAAAGGUGAAGGGGAUGGUAGUAAUCUUGGUAAUGUUAACGAUAAAGAAAGUAGAAAAGACGAUGUGCUGUCUAAAAAUGAGGAGGAUGAGUAUAAUGCUGCAGCUGAUUUGCCAUUACGAGACGAACGUGUGACAUUGGGUAUGGAUCGAUUAAAUAGGACAGAUUCGGAUGCUGACCGAAGAUAUUACGAGUUUCCGGAUGAGCAGCCUUCUCUUGAUGAUUUAUCAGAAUACGGAUCCAGUAGAUAUGAUAAUUUAGAAAAUAUGGAGCAUGUUUUAGAAUCACAGGAUUCGGGUUCUGAAGUUGUUCUAGUAAGCGUUGAUGGUCAUAUACUGACAGCACCCAUCUCGUCGUCUGAAAGGAAUACGGAAGAUGUCGAAUUAGACACACCCCAGUUUCAUCUGGGUCCUGGUCAGGGUACUGAAUUUUGUGAUGAUAGCUCAGAGUUCAAUUCAGGCGAUGGCACAUGGGCUGACGAUUAUUUCAGCGAUCUGAACACAUCUAAAGUUGCCUCGGCAGAUACUUGCGACCUGAAAAACGAGAGCACGACAGUCGAGCACAAGGUAGAAGUCUCUGAAGUUGAUGGGAAGCACCUUGAUCAAACUCCAGAAAAUAACCUGAAGCACCGAGAAUCAGAUCUUUGCAUGAAUAGCACUGUGGAGAGCACAUCAUGCAGCAUUAAGAAGGACGACGUAUUCAAGAGCUGUUUAGAGCUAUCAGCAUUAGCCAUGCAGGCGGAGGAUGAGGUUAAUCGGUCAGAUACCGUUUCUCAGUCGGAGAUUCAGGGAGUCGUUGAAGGUGUAGAAGUGAAGUCUCACAUGAGUCCUCCUGCAAUUAGUGAAGCUGAAAAUGGGUUAACUCCUGAUUCCGACCUUCCCUGCAGUUCUCUAUCACGAGAUUUACAGCCUGAAGUUGUAACCCUUCAGAAAAGUGACUUGGACUUGGAUCAUAAUGCUUCAGACACAAAGGAACAGACUGAUGUAACUCUAGCAGUAGAGGAGACACAAAAUGGCGAGCAAGGAUCAGGUGAAUGCACUGAAUGUGACAAUUUGGAGGAUCAGACUGCAGCUUUGCUUAAAGUGAUAUCUGCAGGAGUAGAGAUAUCUCUUUGUAGGAACUUUCUUCAUGCUGGAAUGGGUUCCAUUGCUGCUAGAGAAGCCUUUGAUGCAAAUCGCAUUUCUGAGGAGGAAUUCAGAAGUUCUGCAAAUUCAAUAAUUACUAAUCCAAAUUUAGUUGUCCGAAUUCAAGGAAACUAUUUACAGUGGGACAAAGCUGCUCCAAUCGUUCUCGGGAUGGCUGCGUAUAAUACGGAACUACCAGUUGAAUCUACUGAUUUCAUACCCGUGGAGCAGGAGAAGAACCUAAAAACAGGAGAGGAUGAUAGUGGGUUGCCUUCAACUCCUUCUGGACGACGAUGGAGGCUUUGGCCAAUUCCAUUUAGAAGAGUUAAGACAAUUGAACACACAAGUAGCAAUGCAUCAAAUGAAGAGGUGUUUGUUGAUUCUGAAUCAAGCUCACUGAACCAGCCUACAGAACAAACAGCAGCACCACGAGGAGCUAAGGAAUCUCCUCGCAAGCAACUUGUGAGAACAAAUGUCCCUUCUUCUGAUCAAAUCGACUCUUUAAAACUGAAGGAGGGGCAGAAUUUGGUGACUUUCAUUUUUUCCACUCGAGUCCUAGGGGAGCAAAAGGUUGAAGCCCAUAUAUAUUUGUGGAAGUGGAAUACUCGGAUUGUAAUUUCUGAUGUUGAUGGGACUAUUACCAAGUCUGAUGUUCUUGGUCAGUUCAUGCCUUUGGUUGGAAAGGACUGGACCCACUCCGGAAUCGCUAGACUUUUCUCUGCAAUCAAGGAAAAUGGGUAUCAGCUACUCUUUCUCAGCGCACGGGCAAUUGUUCAAGCUUAUCUGACCAAAAGUUUUCUGUUCAAUCUCAAACAGGAUGGGAAAUCCUUACCACCUGGACCUGUUGUUAUUUCACCUGAUGGUUUAUUUCCCUCGUUGUACAGAGAAGUUAUAAGAAGAGCUCCUCAUGAAUUCAAGAUUGCCUGCUUAGAGGACAUCAAAGCACUUUUCCCAGCAGAUUACAACCCUUUUUAUGCGGGUUUUGGGAAUAGGGACACCGAUGAGCUCAGUUACAGAAAAAUUGGAAUUCCGAAAGGCAAAAUCUUUAUAAUAAACCCAAAGGGGGAGGUAGCGAUUAACCACCAAAUUGACGUGAAAUCCUAUACUUCAUUGCACACUCUAGUUAAUGACAUGUUCCCUCCUACAUCUAUGGUUGAGCAGGAAGAUUUUAACUUGUGGAACUAUUGGAAAAUGCCCUUGGCAGACGUCGAUAACUUGUAGAGAUUUCUUCCCAUUGCGAUGGAUCUUUGUCGAUUUGGGAGGCCGAUGACAUGUUUAGUCGGUAUAUGUAUAACUACUGCAGUUUCCUUUGAAGGGGAACUGCCAUUCAUGUUUCUUUUAAGUGUAAAAUUUCAGUUAAGUAGUCAUAAUUAAUUCAUAUUGUACUCAAAGCAUAACACUGAAUAAAAAUUUUGUUUCUAUUUCUCUUA